Molecule: messenger RNA, 243 nt
Organism: Leptosia nina
Lineage: Eukaryota; Metazoa; Arthropoda; Insecta; Lepidoptera; Pieridae
Source: the annotation of a GenBank genome assembly
AUGUUUUAUUUACGGUUCACGGUUACGUUAGGGGAAAUAAAAUACUGGUGUCGCACUGUGUGGUAUGAUUUAAUCCCAGUACUUGAUCACGCCGUCCCAGCCCGCCGUCAGCAAGCGGCUGGGUUCGUGGGGGUGCCAGAGGGAGGCGAUGCAGACCCCGUCGUGUGCUUUCCACUUCUUAUAGAGUUUCGUCGUUUUCCAAUCCCAAAUGUAGCAUUUUCCGUCGGCGUCGCCCGACACUAG